UCUUUAAUCUUGUGGCUGUGGAGCAUUCCCUCAGUUGACGCCACCAUAUAUUUUUCUUUACGGUUCCUCUAAUAGAUCAUGGUGAUAUUUCUGGUCAAAACCCGAGAAAAAUAAUCCUAGUCCCACUUAUUAUCAUUAUCAAUUAGUAGUAGUAGAUUACUAAACAGCAGUUUCCUUUAAAGAAAUAUAGUUUGUGAGUUGUUUCCUGCAUUUUGUACUAAGUAUUCAACUUGACGUAAAGAUCCAGACUUUGGAGGUUAUUUGACGUAUAUUGAAGCGUUGUUGAUAAAGAGUUGAAAGUGAUAAGUAAUGUUGUUAGCCUUUAAAUUUGUGUUAAUAUUGGGGGAGUCCUAGAAAUGAAUAAUGCGGACACUUUGUGACGUUUGUGAAAGUGCUGCUGCCAUUCUUUUUUGCGCUGCCGAUGAGGCUGCACUUUGCCGUGCCUGUGACGAGAAGGUUCAUAUGUGUAAUAAGCUUGCUAGUAGGCAUGUGAGGGUUGGACUAGCUAAGCCCGAUGAUGUUCCUCGUUGCGACAUAUGUGAAAAUGCACCUGCAUUCUUUUACUGUGAGGUUGAUGGAAGUUCUCUUUGUCUGCAAUGCGACAUGAUCAUACACGUUGGAGGUAAACGAACACACAGUAGAUAUCUCCUGUUGAGGCAGAAAGUUGAGUUUCCGGGAGACAAACCUGGGCCUACGGAGGAGUUAGCCUGCAAGACAUUAGAUCCUAGUGAAAACAAGAGGGAAUAUAGUCACUCACCAAAGCCAAUGGUUGAAGACAAUCAACAAAAUCGCAGAUUCUCUCCUGUCCCAGUUUCAGAUGGGAGUGCAGAUGAUCAUGCCAAGAAGGACAAAAUGAUCGACUUAAAUGUGAAGCCAAGUCAUUAUCAUGGUUAGGCAUCUAAUCAGGAUUAAUACAUCUUGAGGGCUGUUCCAGCCAGAUCGCAUUUAUGAAGAAAUGUAAGUGAGGCGUCACACUUAUAACUCAUAUGGCGUGCAUGUUCCACCUUUGCGCAUGUGAUAGAAGAUUCACCAAUGUUAUUGAUGGAGCUCAUUAGCCCAGAUUAGUAGUCCAACAACAUUCAGGCAGCUAGUUUAUGAUAAACUGCAUGUUCUGAUUGCUUUGAGGUCCUGCUGAAAAACUUCGCUAGUAAUUUUUUGCUAGACUCGUAAUCAAGUUUUGUCUUAGGAUUUAGUUUAGCUGUUAAGACAGCAUCGUAGAACUGCCUGCUGAAAGUUGUUGAUGUAAUUGAAGUUUAAGGUGAUUUUGGCAGAUGUUGCUGUUAUCUUAAAAUCUAAGAUCACUUUUGAGUGUAGAGAUUAUUUUCAUUGUUUCUUGCAGUUGUAUUAAGGUUCAUUAAAAUUUUCUUUUAUCAAAAAGAAAAGAACUUUAAUACGUCACAUCCCCGUAGGAUGGUUUCUUUUCUAGCAAAAGGAAUGGCAACAGAAACAACCAAUUCUUCCUGCUUCGCCGGUAAGGAAGAAGAGGUGACUCCUACAUUCGAAAGAAACCAAAUAAUUAAAAGAAUUACAGAAAGCAGCUAUGGAGAAAGUUUUCUGCUGAAAUACAGGAUUCCAUAAGCAACAGUGAGCAAGAAGGAAGGAAAAAGAAAAGAAGAAACAGAGUGGAACAUGAGUCCUACAGUGUGAUAUUCCACGAAUGGGGAGCCUAGUAGUACGAAGAACUAUUUACAACUAGGUGAAUCAUUUGCAGCUAACUCUUUGAGGGAAUGGUAGUGGAAGAUAAUAGUUGGUGUGAUGGCAGUUCUAGCUAUGGCCUCAGCUGCAGUUCUGUAAGGCACAAAACUGUCGAGCAGAUAGAUUUGUGGAUGUCUGCGUGCCAGUAUUCAGAUAGGAGUUCAAUAUGAAGAUUAUGAAACAGUUAUAAGCCUGUACAAACGGAAGAUGUACUUUUUGUCCUUCAACUAUCAUUAAAUUAUGUAUCUCGUUGUCACAACAGGUCUGCAUAUACUUUACCUUCCCCAAACCCUACUUGUGGGAUUUCACUGAGUUUGUUGUUGUCACAACAGAUAUGUAAUUGCUCAUGCAUGAAUCACCCCAUCUUUUUUGUAGCAGUUAUCCUUCCUAUG
Molecule: messenger RNA, 2087 nt
Organism: Nicotiana attenuata
Lineage: Eukaryota; Viridiplantae; Streptophyta; Magnoliopsida; Solanales; Solanaceae
Product: B-box zinc finger protein 19-like
Exons: 5
Coding region: 364-894 (176 amino acids)
Biological process (GO): photomorphogenesis; regulation of DNA-templated transcription
Cellular component (GO): nucleus
Molecular function (GO): zinc ion binding
Source: RefSeq, a predicted model, not a curated record